GACAAAAUGUCAACAAAAUUCGCGGAUGAAUAUCAGCCUCUUCUUCUGAGAGAAUUCAGAGAUAAAAAGCCAUCAAAGAUUCCAAACAAAUCACUUCUGCUGGCUGCCUGUGCUGCGUGUAUAGGGGGAACCUUUCAGUAUGGAUAUAAUAUAUCUGUCAUCAAUGCACCCACAAGGUAUGUGCACGAUUUUAUCAACCAAACCUGGGGGGAGCGUUACCACACAGACAUUUCACCAGAUGUUCUCACCCUGCUUUGGUCCACUAUUGUGUCCAUAUUCACUAUAGGAGGACUCUUAGGAGCAACAGUCGGUGGGACAUUGUCUGUGAAGCUGGGGAGGAAAGGGGCGCUGUUGGCCAAUAAUGCAUUUGCAUUAGUGGCCGCUUUGCUGAUGGGUCUGAGUUACCCUACAGGAUUCUAUGAGUUACUCAUCAUUGGACGUCUUCUCACUGGAAUUAAUGCAGGCAUUGGCCUUUGUGUUCAGCCUCUAUAUUUGGGGGAAAUUUCUCCAACUGCAUUUCGUGGUGCCAUGGGAACGGGAACUUCUAUUUUCAUCACAGCUGGGAUCUUGACAGGACAAGUGGUUGGCCUCAAAGAGCUCCUGGGCGUAGAAGAGUACUGGCCCAUCCUGCUCUCCACCACGUGUGUCCCAGCGAUCCUGCAGCUCCUCAUCCUGCCCUGGUUCCCAGAGAGCCCGCGCUACCUGCUCAUUGACAAAGGAGAUGAUGAGGGAUGUAAAAAAGCUCUGAAGCAACUGCUCGGUAAUGCUGGCUGUGAUGGUGCAUGGGAGGAUAUUGAGAAGGAGAGGAAUAAUUUAGCUAAUUUCCAGGCCAAGAAACCUUGGGAGCUCUUCACUGAUCGCAGUGUCCGCUGGCAGCUUCUCACCAUCAUGCUGCUCAACACUGCACAGCAGCUGAACGGCAUCAAUGCCAUUUACUUCUAUGCAGAUUAUUUGUUCAGACAGUCUGCUAUUCCCAAUGAUCACAUACCAUAUGUGACUGUUGGAACUGGCGCUUGUGAAUGCAUCACGGCUUUAACAUGUGGUUUGCUCAUCGACUGUCUGGGAAGAAAAGUGCUCAUCACGGGAGGAUACACACUGAUGAGCAUCUGCUGCAUUUUAUUCACGCUAACGCUCUCUUUUCAGGAUGCCAGCCCAGUAAUUCCAUACUUGAGCAUGGCAUGUGUAUUUGCUUUUAUCCUGAGUUUUGGCUUAGGACCAGGUGGCGUGAGCAACAUCUUGACUAUGGAGCUGUUCACACAAACUGCUCGCCCUGCAGCGAACAUGAUCGCAGGGCUUUUGAACUGGUUCAGCUUCUUCUUCAUCGGCCUGCUCUUCCCUUUUAUUCUGCUCGGGCUGCAGCAGUACUGUUUCCUGGUGUUCCUGGCUGUCUGCUCCUUGACGGCGAUUUACAUAUUCCUUGUCGUUCCUGAAACCAAGAACAAAACUUUCAUUGAAAUUCAAAAUGAGUUUCAGUCCUCCAACAACAGAAAGUCCCACAGUGGCGACAGAGCGGGGAUGAUGCUGUUAUCAACUUCCAUAUGA
Plectropomus leopardus (leopard coralgrouper) is the source of this 1542-nucleotide messenger RNA. It is a transcript of the gene slc2a11b, whose product is annotated as solute carrier family 2 member 11b. Gene Ontology annotation, biological process: dehydroascorbic acid transport. Gene Ontology annotation, cellular component: plasma membrane. Lineage: Eukaryota; Metazoa; Chordata; Actinopteri; Perciformes; Serranidae. The record is from RefSeq and is a predicted model, not a curated record. Gene Ontology annotation, molecular function: D-glucose transmembrane transporter activity.